Messenger RNA from Closterium sp. NIES-65, 234 nucleotides. NCBI's taxonomy places the organism in Eukaryota, Viridiplantae, Streptophyta, Zygnematophyceae, Desmidiales, Closteriaceae. The record is from the annotation of a GenBank genome assembly.
AUGAUGGUGAGUGCUGUGAGGGGAGGUGCUGAGAUGGUGAGUGCUGUAAGGGGAGGUGCUGAGAUGGUGAGUGCUGUGAGGGGAGGUGCUGAGAUGGUGAGUGGUGUGAGGGGAGGUGCUGAGAUGGUGAGUGCUGUGAGGGGAGGUGCUGAGAUGGUGAGUGCUGUGAGGGGAGGUGCUGAGAUGGUGAGUGCUGUGAGGGGAGGUGCUGAGAUGGUGAGUGCUGUGAUGUGA